Suillus subaureus is the source of this 662-nucleotide messenger RNA. RefSeq lists its product as uncharacterized. The record is from RefSeq and is a predicted model, not a curated record. The transcript is spliced from 5 exons. The coding region runs from base 60 to 566 and encodes 168 amino acids. NCBI's taxonomy places the organism in Eukaryota, Fungi, Basidiomycota, Agaricomycetes, Boletales, Suillaceae.
CCCGCAGUCCUUUUUUGAACUCUCUUAGUCCAAGACUCAUCAGCUACAUUUGAGCAAAGAUGGCAGACUUUAUCCAGGCACUUGACCCAGCGAAAUUACUACUCGCAGAGACUGCGCUGGCCUUUAUAAUCAGUCCUUUUACUGUCCCAGCAUAUAACCUGCCCAUCUUCCUUUUCGGUUCAUAUGUACAGGAGAGCAGCGAUGCGGCGCAGUCGUUGACCUUGUUCGCGGGCUUGUUAUCGUUGUCGAUAUUCUAUGACGUACUGUGGAUGAUCCAGAAUGAACAAGGUGGCUUCCUUAGGUUCCUUACUGUUAUCCUUUUGCUUUUGAAGAUACCAACAACUGGUGCCUUUUUAAUCGCCAUGCGUCAACGCGGAGGACAAUUCCCGGGCCUCGGAACUGAUAUCAAUGGUCCUACGGUUUGGUCCAUGCCUGGGGGUUUCACCUCCGGUGGCCGCGAUGGCUACCAGACCGUGGAUGACGACACCCCGCGUACUCCCUCAAAAGGUAGCUCUGUUCCAGCACCCCAGCCUGCCAACCAGUCUGGUGCAUAUCAGUCUGUUUGAAAAUUACUUGGAAACUUGGUACUGAGGUUGUGGAUCAUAUGUUGUAUGAUGUUUGAAAAUAGACAUCUGAGUUUUCUGCAAACGAACGUUGUUGAC